Messenger RNA from Parastagonospora nodorum SN15, 411 nucleotides. RefSeq lists its product as hypothetical. The coding region runs from base 1 to 411 and encodes 136 amino acids. NCBI's taxonomy places the organism in Eukaryota, Fungi, Ascomycota, Dothideomycetes, Pleosporales, Phaeosphaeriaceae. The transcript has 2 exons. The record is from RefSeq and is a predicted model, not a curated record.
AUGGGCGAUGCAGUGGCGUCAUUUCUUGACGACAGAGAUGCCACAACGACGAACAUGGGUCCAAUCAGCAGUCAUGACUGCGAAAGAGGAUUCACAGCUGCUCUCGGAGUCAUUAUCGGUCUCAUGAUAUGGGGAGUGAGAGCAAUCAAUUACCACUCACUUAUGAGCACGUCCGAUGUCUUUCGUUUCGGCUUCGGUGCCGUCGAUCCUUGUGCAUUCAUAUUGGGUGCCCUCAUGCCAAAUGACAUAGUAACUCUUGCUUCAAUAGCAAAUUCACCGCAGAUCUUGCUGUCCUUCAUGUACCUUGCGAACAACAGCUUGUUCACGGCUAUGCUCAUGGGCUACGAGUGGGUGUCUUAUGCACACAAAAGAAAAGGUCUCCGAACGUCACGGAAGCCAUUAGGAGCCUAA